This is a messenger RNA of Cygnus olor (mute swan), 2555 nucleotides long. RefSeq names its product copine family member 9 (gene CPNE9). Gene Ontology annotation, cellular component: plasma membrane. Gene Ontology annotation, molecular function: calcium-dependent phospholipid binding. Bases 570 to 2417 code for a protein of 615 amino acids. Gene Ontology annotation, biological process: cellular response to calcium ion. The transcript has 14 exons. The record is from RefSeq and is a predicted model, not a curated record. Lineage: Eukaryota; Metazoa; Chordata; Aves; Anseriformes; Anatidae.
CAAGUCUGACCCAGGUGGGUGGCAGGGGCGUGCUGCUGGCGGUGCGAGCGCAGCGUGGCAAGGCACGGCACGGCUCCGCUCCUCUCUCCGCAGUGGUCGUCCUCUUCGUGCAGGGCGCGGGGAGCAGCGAGUGGAAGGAGUUUGGGCGCACUGAGGUGAUCGACAACACCCUGAACCCCGACUUCGUCCGCAAGUUUGUCCUCGACUACUACUUCGAGGAGAAGCAAAACCUCCGCUUCGACGUCUACAACGUGGACUCCAAGAGCUGCUCCAUCUACAAGCAGGUGAGCGCCGUGGGGCCGGGGGACACGGGGUGAUGUCCCCGCGUGGUGGGAGCUGCUGGGGGUGGAGGCACCGCAAGGCUGUGCCCCUGAGGGGGCUCCCGGGUGGGACAGGCACCCCUGGCCUCGGGGGCUCAGCCUGCCCUUCGUCUCUCCAUGCCGCAUCGGGACUGGCAGAAGGUAGGUGUCUGCCACGCUGCAAAAUCAGUCCCCUGGGGGGGUGCAUGGUGGUCCUGGGAUGCAGGGUAGGACCAGAGCACAUGGAGCGGCUCCGGUGGGGGACACGUGAUGGGUCCAGGGCAUGUGGAGUGGGCGCAUGGGAUGAUCCUGUGGGUGCAGGAUGAGUUCAGGGAUAUGGGGCGAACCUGGGUGUGCAGGAUGUGUCCUGGGCUGGGGGUGGCUCCUGCAGCACGGGGUGGGUGCAGGGCACUUGGGGUGGCUGUGGGGCAGGGCGACCAAAGGUUGGGGAUGGUGAGGGUCUGGGGGGGCUGCGAGCAGGAUCCCCCAGGUUUAACACCCUCUGCUCGGGGCGCAGGACUUCCUGGGGCAGGCGUUCGUGGCGCUGGGGGAGGUGAUCGGGUCCCAGCGGGGCCGCCUGGAGAGAGCCCUCACGGGGAUCCCAGGGAAGCGGUGCGGGACCAUCCUGCUGCUGGCCGAGGAGCUGAGCAACUGCAGGGACAUCGUCACGAUGCAGCUGUGCGCCAACAAGCUGGACAAGAAGGACUUUUUCGGGAAAUCCGACCCCUUCCUCGUCUUCUACCGCAGCAACGAGGACGGCACCUUCACCAUCUGCCACAAGACAGAGGUGGUGAAGAACACGCUCAACCCGGUGUGGCAGCCCUUCACCAUCCCCGUGCGCGCCCUCUGCAACGGGGACUACGACCGCACGGUGAAGAUCGACGUGUACGACUGGGACCGGGACGGGAGGUGAGGCCGUGCCCCCAGGGGCAGGGGCGGGCGUCGGGGCAUCCCUCGCCCUGUGCCACACGUGGCCCCCACGCUCCCCCCCGCAGCCACGACUUCAUCGGGGAGUUUGCCACCAGCUACCGGGAGCUGUCCCGAGCACAGAGCCAGUUCACGGUGUAUGAGGUGCUGAACCCUAGGAAGAAGUGCAAGAAGAAGAAAUACGUCAACUCCGGCACCGUGACUCUGCUCUCCUUCUCCGUCGAGUCCGAGUUCACCUUCGUUGACUACAUCCGAGGCGGGACGCAGCUGAACUUCACCGUCGCCAUUGACUUCACGGCCUCCAACGGGAUGCCGUCGCAGCCCACCUCGCUGCACUACGCCAGCCCCUACCAGCUCAGCGCCUACGCCCUGGCGCUCAAGGCCGUCGGGGAGAUCAUCCAGGACUACGACAGCGACAAGCUCUUCCCCGCCUACGGCUUCGGCGCCAAGCUGCCGCCCGACGGCAAGAUCUCCCACCAGUUCCCCCUGAACAACAACGAGGACAACCCCAGCUGCGCCGGCAUCGAGGGCGUGCUCGAGUCCUACCUGCAGAGCCUGCGCACCGUGCAGCUCUACGGGCCCACCAACUUCGCCCCCGUCAUCAACCAGGUGGCCGGGACGGCCGCCCAGGUGACGGACGGCUCCCAGUACCAUGUCCUCCUCAUCAUCACCGACGGCGUCAUCUCCGACAUGCUGCAGACCAAGGAGGCCAUCGUCACCGCCUCGGCGCUGCCCAUGUCCAUCAUCAUCGUGGGAGUGGGGCCGGCCGAAUUCGACGGUGAGCAGGGCUCGGGGCAGCGGGGCGUCCCGGAGGAAGGGACGGGGCUGGGGGACACGGGCGCUGCCCGCACGCGGGGCGCUGAGCGGUGCUGCCCCCCAGCCAUGGAGGAGCUGGACGGCGACGAGGUGCGGGUGUCCUCGCGGGGACGCUACGCCGAGAGGGACAUCGUGCAGGUAACGGGAUCGCGUGGGAGACGGGCAGGUGGUGGCGGUGCGGGGUCAGGCACACGCUGCCCUUCUGCCCUUGAGCAGCCUCCUGCAGGCACGGCUGGUGGCAUGGGGUGGCCGCGGGACCGCGUCCCGUGCCGCGGGGCAGGGCUCGAGGGCCGUUUCCCGGCCGUGCCCGCCGCCUCCUCCCGCAGUUCGUGCCGUUCCGGGACUACGUGGACGACUCGGGCAACCAGGUGCUGAGCAUGGCGCGCCUGGCCAAGGACGUGCUGGCCGAGAUCCCCGAGCAGCUCCUGUCCUACAUGAAGACCCGCGACAUCAAGCCGCGCCGCGCCGACCCGCAGUAGCCCCACACCGGGGCUGGCACCGGGGCACCGGCCC